This is a messenger RNA of Emiliania huxleyi CCMP1516, 585 nucleotides long. RefSeq lists its product as hypothetical. Gene Ontology annotation, molecular function: dephospho-CoA kinase activity; ATP binding. The coding region runs from base 1 to 585 and encodes 194 amino acids. The record is from RefSeq and is a predicted model, not a curated record. Lineage: Eukaryota; Haptophyta; Isochrysidales; Noelaerhabdaceae. The transcript has 2 exons. Gene Ontology annotation, biological process: coenzyme A biosynthetic process.
AUGUGGGUCGUCGGCCUCACCGGUUCAAUCGGGAUGGGCAAGUCUGCGGUCUCAGACAUGCUGCGCGGGCUGGGCGUCCCUGUAAGCGACGCCGACGCGAUCGUGCAUGCCAUCUACGCAAAGGGCGGGGCGGCUGUGGAGCCGCUCUCGCGCGAGUUUCCCGGAGUGGUCAUCGACGGGGCAGUGUCGCGGCCGGCGCUCUCCAAGGCCGUCUUGGGCGAUGCGGCCGCUCUCAAGCGGCUCGAGGCGCUCGUUCACCCUCUGGUGCGUGCGGCGAGGCGCGACUUCCUCGCUCGCGCGCGCGCUGCUGCUGAGCCACUCGCGGUCCUCGACAUACCGCUCCUGUACGAGGCGGGCUGCGAGAAGGAGUGCGACGAGGUCCUCGUGGUGAGCGCGCCGCCAAGCGUGCAGCGAGAGCGCGUCCUGUCGCGCCCAAACAUGCGCGCGAUGGCGCCGGAAGAGGCGGCGGCAAAGUUUGAGGCGAUCCUGGCCAAUCAGCUCCCCGACGCCGAGAAGCGCAAGCGCGCCCACUGCGUCAUCGACACCGGCGCGCCAAUGGAGAGCACGCGCGCCGCGGACGCCUAG